AUGCCUUACUCAGGACCUUCUUGGUCCGCCAACCACAGCUUCCAGCUUCCUAUCAGGUCUGCUCCAAGGCCCGCACGUUCUUCCAGGACCGCUUCUGCUGAGCGAAACGAUGUCGAGCCUCCUGGCAGAUCAGCCUCGAGGUCUGGGUCUCCUUCAAGGACUAACUCCGCAGAGCGAGAGGAUGCCCAGUCACUUCAGUCUAGUCAGCCGCCGUACGAUCCCAUCCAGCCGGUGUUGAACAGCAACAUCAACACACUGCCACCGGAGCUUAUGAUUGAUGUCUUCAAGCGUUUGUCUUCGAAGGAGAUCCGCCAGCUCAUGAGCCAAGACCGCCGUUACCGCGACUUCAUCCUGAAGCACAGAAUCGUCGAAGAGAUGACCAAGCGAGAACUCACUCGACUCAAUUACCGGUUCGAGUAUGGCGGACAAGGCUUCAUGGAGUGCUUUCGUAUGUGGUGUCGGGAGAAAGGGCUAUAUGCGGACAGUCUCCACACGUGGCGCUCUGCCAUGUCCUUUGUCGAUCAUUACUGCCAAUGCAUUGGGCUACUGCGUGAUGAGCGUGAGCUUUCCCUUCGAAAGCUGGCUUCAACGCUUGCUACCCUGCAUAUCACAACGCACGCUCCGCCGGAGUUGCGAGGGAACCUCUCUGAGGGAGCACGAGCUGAAGAGGAGGCCCGACUGCGUAGUGACAUUGCAGGACUGCAGGACUUCCCGGAUGGUACGAACAUUGUCUCUGCCGAGGAGGUUUUCGAUACCGUUCUGAGCGACCCUGAUAUUCUCGGCGACAUCACCGCUGAGCAUGUCGCCGACGACAGGCGCAGAAACAAAAGACGAGGCCAAUGUUUCCUCACGGCAUUGAUGAUAGGUUUUAAUCUCGACGCCUUGCGUCAGUUUGUUCCAAGCGACAUGGUCUGGCACAAUAUAUUGAAGGCCUCCGACAUGUUCAGUUUCCUGGGUCUUCCGGUUCUCGGCCAAACGCUGUUCGAGAAGUUUGCCUAUUACACCAAAAACGAAAGGGAUUAUAUUCUGGUGCGCAAUGAGGUUCUGGCUGCAACUGGCGUUCCGAUGACUGGCCUUCGAAGGGUGGAGCUUCUCAAGAUGAUCUACGUCGUAACACAGAAUAAAAGCUCACUCAGCUCCAGCCACUCGCCGCCCGCAUCGGACCAUGCCUCCGCUGGAGGGUCAAGCCGAGACUCCCAUCACUCCGGCGUUUCUGCAGACUUGGGUGACGAUUGCGGCGGCAGUCACAGUCAGGAGCCAGAAUCGCGGCCAAGCAGCCCUCAUGCUGAAGUAGCCAGUCAACCCCCAACGCACCAGCACGACCCAACCGACCCGGAACCAGAAGUGAUCAGUCUUUCACCAACACUGCAAGUCAUGCUCAUGACCAACUUGCCUGCCGGGACACUUCGCUCGCUAAUCAGCAAGGACGAACAAUUCCAGGGGUUUGCCACUGCCAACAUGGCCACGAUUGUCGACACAAUAGUGAACAGAGAACUCGAUGGGCUCCGCGACACCUACGACUACCGGGGCCGCAGCUUCUUCCAUUGCUUUUGCAAAUGGAUGCGUUGGAAGGGAUUCUUUCUCGAUCACGACGCUUAG
Messenger RNA from Saxophila tyrrhenica, 1599 nucleotides. RefSeq lists its product as uncharacterized. The record is from RefSeq and is a predicted model, not a curated record. The coding region runs from base 1 to 1599 and encodes 532 amino acids. Gene Ontology annotation, molecular function: protein binding. The transcript is spliced from 2 exons. Lineage: Eukaryota; Fungi; Ascomycota; Dothideomycetes; Mycosphaerellales; Extremaceae.